CUAAACCCUAGGCCUCACGCACGUUCCUGUUCUCCGACGUCGUUUAAGGCCAAACCCUAGGCCGACGUCGUGUCUUUCUUGUUCUCCGAUCAGGCCCUCUUCUCCGGCGAGGAAGCUGUUCGGUUGUUCGGUUGCUUGAGUGCACCCAUCUCUUCGUUUGUCUUCAAGUUCGGUUCUUGGAAUGGCUGCGACUACCAAGAAAACUCGUUUGAUCCACGAUCCUUCGUCAGAAUAUUAUCUCCAUCCGUCUGAGGGUCCAGGUAAUACUUUGACAAAGCAUGUGUUAAAAGGUGAAAAUUUUGAUACUUGGGAGAAAACUAUUGUCAAUGCACUGAAGGGACGUAGCAAGGUGGGGUUUUUGUCUCCUACGGGAAUGGCUAAACCUACUGAUCCUGCGGAAUUAGAGGCGUGGGAAGCAAAUAAUUCCACAAUUUGUAGUUGGAUUUUUAAUAGCAUUGAUGAAACUAUACAGCCUAGUAUUGCUUCUCAUACCGUGGUUCACGAAUUAUGGUCUGAUUUGAAAACUCGGUACAGUACCAUAAAUGAGCCUCGGAUUUAUCAAUUGGAGAAUGAGUUGCAGAAUCUUAGGCAAAAGGGUCAAACGGUGGUUGUGUAUUACAAUCAGUUUGUCACUUUAUGGAAUAAAUUAUACGGGAUCGAGGAUCCCACGUGUGGUUGUGCAUGCCCAGCAGCGGCGACAUUAAGGGCAAAUGCAGAGAAGGCGAAAACAAGAAAAUUUUUGUUGGGACUUGAUGAUGAGCAGUUCGGUAAUAUUCGAGGCCAAAUUUUGGGAACUCAACCGCUUGCAGAUUUGAACAAAGCUUUUUAUCUUAUAACCCAGGAGGAGCAUCACCGUAGCGUUGUGCGUGCUCGGGACGACCAUACCGAUGCAAUGGUGUUUGCUACUCCACGUACUGGGCCUAAUUUGUACCAGUGCACUAAUUGCGGGAAACAAGGCCAUACAGCAGAUCGUUGUUAUUUGAUCAUUGGGUUUCCGUCUUCGGGUCGAGGACGUGGUCGCACAUCAUCAAAUCAAGGGGGAGGACGCAGUAAUCGGGGUGGCCGAACAUCUGCCCAGUCGGCACCCCCCACUGCCGGGCAGUCCGGCAACCCAACUCCCUCGGCAAGCACGUCCACAGCUAAUGCCGUGACCGAUGUGCCCAGUUCUCUUUCUGCCAUGUCUCCGGAUCAGGUUGCACGUUUGUUCUCCAUGCUGGAUUCCACUCCUUCAUCAUCUGAUAAACUACAAGAGUACACUGUCUCCAACAAUUACUACAAGUAUUUCGAGAUGAAUCAUAUUGUGGAAGCCUUCAUUGUACUUCCUGGAGGAAUUGACACUAUGGAAGGUUUAUUCACUUUGAUCUCAUGGGCAUCCGAAGGGUUACACAGUAAACCCAUUGGUCUUUUGAACAUUGACGGUUAUUUCAAUAACCUAAUCAAGUUUCUAGAUGAUGCGGUGAGGCAGAACUUCAUGGCUUUGAAUCAGAGGAAACUGUUCAUUUCUUCUUUCUUUGUUGAUGAGCUUUUGGACAAGCUAGAGUUUGCUAAUGCUUUCCCAGGUCCUGGUGCUAGUUAUGAUGAGUUUGCAAAUCCUGGAAGGUUGGACUUAGAGUUGCAUUUGUAAUAUAAUAUUAUCAAUGUACAUUAUGCGUUAGUCAUAAAUAUCGUUCUAAGCUGCAUGACCAAUGCAUUUCAGAAGAGUAUUUAUUUCCAACAUCAAAAUGUACCAUGUAAAUAUUAAUCCUUUUCUUUAUCUUCUAGUCUUUCAUUGUUGGUGUAACUGCUUUAGCUCUUGUUUU
This is a messenger RNA of Cuscuta campestris, 1799 nucleotides long. NCBI's taxonomy places the organism in Eukaryota, Viridiplantae, Streptophyta, Magnoliopsida, Solanales, Convolvulaceae. The record is from the annotation of a GenBank genome assembly.